AUGGCCAAAAGAACUCUGGGUGUUGGUAAACAAAACAAAGGCUUGAAAAAGCAGAAAAAAUCCGAAGCAGGCACUGGCGCCGCCGCUUCUCCGACUCCAGAGACCACACCAGCUGCCAAUCAAAUAACUGUUGAGGUGGAGGAAAACGUAGAUCCAGAAAACGAGUUGGUGCAGCUCCGUGGUCUUUGGGACACCUAUUUCAAUUCCGAUAGAAGCGAUGAGCUCGUUCUGAAUGGAAUUGUUCACGAAUGCGACCGUAUUCUUCGUGAAGCAAACAAAUCAGACAAAAACGAUGAAAAUGCAGCGUCAUCAACGCUCACAGAUGAAUUCUAUGCCAUUUUCGCAUUGGCUUUGAGUGAAUUGACUAUUUUUAAAGCCGGAGAGGAAGAAGAAGAAGAAGACGAUGAUGAUAAAGACGACGCAAAGGCCAAAAAAACUGAAAAAGCCGUUUCGGACUUUUUCGACGCCGCGCUCGAACGGUGUGUCAGUCGUCUGGAAAAAGUGCCAGAAUCACCUCUUUUGCUGCUAGUGAAGGCCAAGAUCGCAUUGCAAAGAAUUCCGCUUCAGUAUAUUUCCAAAUUGACUGUCACAGAUAAAAAUGCGUCGAAACUGAAACUGCACGAAAUGCUCGAGCAGGCAAAGCAGGAUUUCAAGGCCGAUGUGAACUAUCCAGAGCUGGUACUCGAGGUUCUGCAGCAGUUUGACGACUUACUCGACAUUGUGGAAAACUUUGGUCACGAAGACGAUAUCGACGAAGGGCUAGAUAGUGAUGCAGAGGACGAGCUAGAAGAAGUAAAGCUGUCGUCCAAACACCCUCUUUAUCAGAUUCGCGAAGAGCUUCCUGAGAAUUACGCAUUUUUGCGCGAGCAAUUGAAGUCGCUACUAAAGCUCGUCCCGCAGAGCAAGGGCAAGCUUUACCGCUCGAUCUCCAGAAAAUUGGGUCAGCUACAUCUAACCGCAGCUGAGAAACCGUCCCAGGUUUUCUUGCAUUUGACUUAUGAAAACGACGAGGACGAAAAGGACAUCGAUGGGUUAACUGCACCAGUGGCUCAAACUGAAGCGCUCGGUUUCGUCACCGAUGCUGUGAAAUACCUCGAACAAGCAAGUGAAGACGAUGAGCCCCAGACCUGGGUCGACGUCGCAGAAGCUCUCACCGACGCUGGUAAUUUACAUGAUGCCGAAUCUAAAGAACAAGAAGAGUGCUACGCAAAAGCCGAAAAACUCUUGAGAAAGGCAAACACAGCUACACACGGCAAAUACCAGGAUAUCCUUGAAAAUCUGCUCGCUUCGAAAGAGGAAGAAUCGAGCUAG
Molecule: messenger RNA, 1311 nt
Organism: Lachancea sp. 'fantastica'
Lineage: Eukaryota; Fungi; Ascomycota; Saccharomycetes; Saccharomycetales; Saccharomycetaceae
Source: the annotation of a GenBank genome assembly